CUUUGGACGCCUAGUGUUGAGGUCUCCGCGUCCCCUAUCACGUACGUGGAUCUUGGAGACUUCGGGGUCUACCGCAGUGAUUGUCAGCCUUCCUUACGCUGAGAGUUCCUUCAGUGCAAUUCCUCAGUGGAGGAACUUCCCGAUGCGUACAGUGCCUGGACCCGUGUUGCUAGAAAUCUGCCCACGCUCAUUCAGAACGGACAGCUUCGGGAAGAAGCUGAGAAGCUGCCGCUGCUACGCACUGACGAGCUCAGAGGGCACAGGCUCCAGCGCCUGGCGCACUUGGCCCUGGGGUGCAUCACCAUGGCAUACGUGUGGAACCAAGGAGGUGACGAUACCCGAAAGGUGCUGCCCAGCAAUAUCGCUGUCCCCUACUGCGAACUGUCUGAGAAGCUGGGGCUGCCUCCCGUUCUGUCUUACGCAGACUGCGUCCUGGCAAACUGGAAAAAGAAGGACCCCAAUGGGCCCAUGACAUAUGAGAACAUGGACAUUCUGUUCUCAUUUCCCGGUGGGGACUGCAGCAAAGGCUUCUUCCUCGUCUCGCUGUUGGUGGAAAUCGCAGCUUCUCCUGCAAUCCAAGCAAUCCCCGCUGUAUCCAAUGCGGUAACUCACAAAGACCCGAAAGCGCUGGAAAAGGCACUGAGUCACAUAGCUACCAGUCUGGGGGACGCCAAGGAGUUUUUUAAGAAGAUGCGAGACUAUGUGGACCCAGACCAGUUUUUCCAUGUCCUUCGCAUAUAUUUGUCUGGCUGGAAAGGCAAUCCCAAGCUGUCAGAUGGUCUGCUGUAUGAGGGUGUCUGGGACACCCCCAGAAAGUUUUCAGGGGGCAGUGCAGGCCAGAGCAGCAUCUUUCAGUGUCUUGAUGUCCUUCUGGGAAUAAAGCAUAAAACUGGUGAAGGAUCUCCUGCAGAAUUCCUCCAGGAAAUGAGAGAGUACAUGCCUCCGGACCACCGUGAAUUCCUCUGCUCCCUGGAGUCGGGCCCCUCAGUCCGCGAGUUUGUCAUUUCAACAGGAGAUAAAGACUUGAAGAACGCAUAUAAUGAGUGUGUGAAUGGCCUGGUCUCUGUGAGGAAAUUCCACCUCGGAAUAGUAGAUACGUAUAUUGUGAGACCUUCCAAGCAGCAGCCCAAAGAAGGUUGUAAGUCAGAAGAACCCUCAAACACGGAAAACAGAGGGACUGGGGGUACUGAUGUCAUGAAUUUCCUGAAGAGUGUGAAAGAUGCAACUGAGAAAGCCCUUCUGGGUUGAGCUUAGUGCAGCAAGGAUGCAGGUGCACAGAAAUCUGCCUAUGUCCUGUCAUAGCUCAUUAAAUCAGACCCACUGAGUAGGAACAUGAAAUAAUUUACCAGUCAUACACUGUAUAGAUUUUAAAAUAAUCUGUGCACUCCCUGUAGGAAAAUAACAAAAGUGAACUAUUUAAUAAUACUUUAAAAUGAUAAGAAAUGCUCUAAAUUAGAUUUAUAAUUAAAAUAUAAUAAUGAAAAUCAAUAAAUAGAAAUUGCAUAAUCCUUGUGUCCUUUGUAGCUGUUAUCUACUUUCCAUGGCCAAGUCCUAUACUUCCAAAGUGUGAAAAACUCUAUACUUUUUCAUUGUUACCUUCUGGUUAGUCUGUAUUCUUGUCACAGAGUAAACUAUGGAUGUCAGACUGUUGUUAACCAGUCUCAGCACAUAUCUCUGGAAUGAAUAUAUAAAAGAACAAAUGAGCGUGUGGGUUCAUUAAUCCCACUUCCAGCUGACACUCUCUGCUGCCAUGUGGCUAAAUAUGUGACCAUCCAGCUUCCUGCUUUGGCUGCCUGCUUCAAUGCCUUCCAAACUAUUACUGAUAUUCUCUCUGGAACCACAAGCCAAAAUGAACUAUUUUUUUUUCCUGUAAAUUGCUUUCAGUAAUAGUAUUUCACCACAGAAUCAGAAAAGUAACUAAUAAAUCUUUGUGAUACAA
Messenger RNA from Meriones unguiculatus (Mongolian gerbil), 1939 nucleotides. RefSeq names its product indoleamine 2,3-dioxygenase 1 (gene Ido1). The transcript has 10 exons. Gene Ontology annotation, molecular function: L-tryptophan 2,3-dioxygenase activity; heme binding; metal ion binding. Gene Ontology annotation, cellular component: cytoplasm. Gene Ontology annotation, biological process: 'de novo' NAD+ biosynthetic process from L-tryptophan. Lineage: Eukaryota; Metazoa; Chordata; Mammalia; Rodentia; Muridae. The coding region runs from base 304 to 1248 and encodes 314 amino acids. The record is from RefSeq and is a predicted model, not a curated record.